GUGAAAUCAAUAAAACUUGGAAUGUGGGACAGCAUCUAUGACAGUUUUCAAGAAAUUGGUCAAGAUAAAUUAGCUAAUGCAAAUUCCAAGUACGAAAUCAUAGAUGUUGAGCCAAGUGAACGUGCCCCACGUUGUGUCAGAGUUGAAGAAAUUAUAGAUAGAAUUGCUACUUAUUUUGAGCGUGACCAUGAUAUUUGGAAUGGUAAAACAUUUAACCAACUAACUUUUAGGCUCUUGAGGAAGCUUUCCUAUUGUGGGUUCUGGUUGGCUGAGCAGUUUUGUGUUAAGGAUUUCAAGUCCCUUGGUCAUGGGGAUUUUUUCAAUUUCCUUGAGAAACAUGUUUUAUUGUUGCCUAGCAAUCUGCAUAAAUUGUUGGCUGGUGAAGCAAGUGAAAAAUUUCCGUUGGAGGUAUGCAUGCUUGAGCAAAUGCUGAUAGUCUUAGUAUCACAAGCUUCAGAUAAUUUAUUGGACAAUGAAGUUGUCACUGAGCAGAUUCUUUCUGCAUUGCUUAUGAGGCAAUUCCCAUCAGUUAACUUUAAAAUUGUUGAAAAUGAUUCUUUGGAGAACUUUUUGGAAAUUGUUAAGAAGUCUAAGAAUAAUGUAUUUUCGAAUAGCAUACUCUUUUCAAUACCAUUGUUGGGAAGUCAGGACUUGUUAGACUGUGAUGAUUCAUUGGCAUUCUCUGCAACGAAACUGGAGAAUGGAGAGGGGACAAGGACCUCUAAAUCUAUUUCAUCCAAGGAUGCAGUUGAAGUUUUACUUAGAGCACCACUGCUGUCAGAUUUAAACGUGUGGUCUCAUUGGGACAGUGUAUUUGCCCCUUCACUUGGCCCUCUUGUGGGAUGGUUGUUGAAUGAAGUCAAUAUAAAACAGUUAUUAUGUCUCGUGACAAAAGAUGGAAAAGUGAUUCGGAUUGAUCCAUCAGCAACUAUUGAUUCAUUCUUGACAGCUGUGCUUCAGGGUUCUGCGUACCAGACAGCAGUGCAGCUGUUGUCUUUGUAUGCUUUAAGUGGAGGAAAAAAAUAUGUUCCUUUGGCCCUUCUAAAAUGCCAAGCACGCCAAGCAUUUGAAGUCACUUUGAAUAACUGUAAGGAAAAAAUUGAAGUUUUACCAUUGUGUAGACAAAACGUGGUUAAUGAAGUUUCUACUGAUAAUGUAAUCAGUGGGGAGAGGCAUUCGAUAAAAAGGAAUGAAGCUGUGUCCAUCACUUCUAGAUUUGUUCUUGAUUGUCUUGUCCAUAUACCACUAGAAUUUUGUAGUUUUGCUGCUGAUGUCCUGCUCUCUGGGCUGCGGUCUGUAGUUAAAGAUGCUCCUCUGGUGAUUUUGUCUGAGUGCAACCUACUGGAGCAACGUGUCAUGCUACACGAAGUAGGACUAACCCUUGGCAUAGGAGAGUGGAUUGAUGAUUAUGUUGCCUUCCGUUCUGCCGUUAAUGCUAAUAUGCUCCUGUAUUCAGGCAGUCCAAGCUUCAAAGAUGGUUGGUCUCAUUUAAGCUCUUGCUCAAAUCAUGACAAAAAGGAAGUGGAUACUGUUUCUAAUUCUGAAGGAAAAUUAAUUGCUUCUGAAGACACACAUGAAUGUACUGAAGUUUCUCACAUGAUUGACCGAGCAAAAGCUGUUGAUGAUUGUAUUCACAGUCCUGGCAUGCUGAUGAUAUCAGAAACUCAUGCGCAUAGGGACGCAGACUUGAUUAUUGAAUCAAUUAGGCGGGAUGAGUUUGGUCUAGAUUCAAAUCUUUCAGAAAGCGAGAGUAGCAUGUUGAAGAAGCAGCAUGCUCGCUUGGGCAGAGCACUUCAUUGCCUUUCACAUGAACUCUAUUCUCAGGAUUCACAUUUUCUUCUUGAGCUUGUUCAAAAUGCUGACGAUAAUGUCUACAAAAAAAGUGUGGAGCCAACACUAGUAUUCAUUCUUCAAGAGUCGGGUAUUGUAAUUUUGAAUAACGAGGAAGGCUUUUCUGCUGAGAACAUCAGAGCACUUUGUGAUGUUGGGAAAUCAACGAAAAAGGGGUCUGGUGGAUACAUAGGACAGAAAGGCAUUGGAUUUAAGUCUGUAUUUCGGGUUUCAGAUGCUCCAGAGAUACAUUCUAAUGGUUUUCAUGUCAAGUUCGAUAUAAGUGAGGGUCAGAUAGGUUUUGUUUUGCCAACUGUGGUGCCUUCUUGUAACAUCGACAUAUAUAGUAAAAUAUUAUCUCAACAUGCUAGCCAAUUGGGACAGCAGGGCUGGAACACUUGCAUUAUACUUCCUUUUAAAUCUAAAUUCUCAGGAGGAGUUUCAAUGAACAAUAUCAAUGCCAUGUUUUCAGAUCUUCAUCCUUCUUUGUUGCUCUUCCUUCACCGGCUUCAAUGUAUUGUGUUUCAGAAUUUGAUUGAAGAUUCACUCAUUAUCAUGAAAAAAGAAGUUUUAGAGAAUGGUAUCAUAAAGGUUUCAAGUGGGAAAGAUAGAAUGACCUGGCUUGUAGAAUCUCAAAAGUUGCAUGUAGAAAAAAAUCGUCCUGAUGUGCAAACCACUGAAAUUGCUAUAGCCUUUACGCUACAGGAAUCAGACAAUGGGAAAUACAAACCAUAUCUUAGCCAACAACCAGUGUUUUCCUAUCUCCCUUUACGAACUUACGGCCUUAAAUUUAUUCUCCAAGGUGAUUUUGUUCUCCCUUCAUCUAGAGAGGAAGUCGAUGGAGAUAGUCCUUGGAAUCAGUGGUUAUUAUUGAAAUUUCCUGAUUUAUUCAUCAGGGCGGAGAAAUCUUUUUGCGCGCUUCCUUGUUUCAUGGAGAACCCAGGAAAAGGUGUGGGAGCUUACAUGAGUUUUGUUCCACUUGUAGGAGAAGUUCACGGUUUCUUUUCCAGUCUCCCUCGAAUUAUUAUCUCUAAAUUGCGAGUUUCAAACUGCUUGCUUAUGGAAGGAGACAAGAAGCAAUGGGUUCCUCCAUGCAAGGUUUUGAGAGGUUGGAAUGAACAGGCACGUGCACUUCUUACUGAUAGUUUACUUCAUGAACACCUUGGCCUGGGAUUAUUGAACAAGGAUAUAGUUCUGACAGAUUACCUAUCGAGGGCACUGGGAAUUGAAGAUUAUGGACCUAAAAUCCUGGUUGAAAUCAUAGCCUCUCUAAGUCGCACAAAGAACGACCUCAAAUCAAUAGGUCUAGGUUGGUUAGCCUCUUGCCUGAAUGAGCUGUACACCUUGUCAUUUCAUUCUACUAGGCAGGCUUCACUGAACCUCGGAAAAGAAGAGGAUCUCAUAGAUCGUCUACGCAAUAUUCCUUUUAUUCCUCUUUCAGAUGGUGCAUACGGCUCAUUGAUUGAAGAUACAAUUUGGUUACAUUCUGAUGGUAGUGAAUUUGAUGGCGGGCAUGGACUUGAGGCAUUUCCCAAGUUGUAUGCUAAACUUCGAAUUGUGAAUCCUGUCUUCCUUUUUGCAUCAGAUGUUGACAUUACUUGUAGGGAUGUGAAUUUAGCGGGAAAUCUUAUCAGAAUGCUUUGCAGAAUUGGUGUACAGAAUCUGUCCGCACAUGAAAUCAUGAAAGUGCACAUUUUGCCAGCAGUUUCGGAUGAGGGAAACAGAAAUAUUGACAAGAGUUUGAUGAUAGAGUACCUGUGCUUUGUAAUGAUGCACCUAGAUUCUGGCUGCCCUGAUUGUCGCUCUCAAAAGGAGCACAUUUUCCGAGAGCUGAAAGAUAAAACUUUUAUAUUAACUAAUUAUGGUUUUAAGAAAACAACUGAAACACCAAUUCAUUUUGGAGAGGAAUUUGGAAAUUGUAUUAAUGUGUAUAAGCUAAUUGAUGAAGCUGAUAUGAAAUGGCAUGAGGUUUCCAUGGACUACCUGAAGCAUCCAGCAUCCAAAGCACAUGCAUAUGGAGUUAAGAAAUGGAGGGAGUUUUUCCAGGAAAUUGGAGUAACUGAUUUUGUGCAAGUGGUUCAAGUUGACAAGAGUGUUGUGAAUCUGUCUUCUACUGAUUUAAAGAUUAUUAAGGGGGACAUGAACCUGAUUUCACCAGGAUUAGUUGUUAAAGACUGGGAAUCUCUUGAACUAGUUCAGUUAUUAUCCUCAUUGUCGCAAAGGGGCAAUAAGGAAGGUUGCAAGUAUCUACUGGAGGUUCUUGAUAUGUUAUGGCAUGAUUGUUUUAGUGACAAAACUACUAUCGACUGCAAUUCCCUUUCCGUUUGUGGUGAUAGACUCAUCAACUCCUCAUUUGUAUGCAACAUCCGUGAUAUUUGUUGGGUAGUAUCAAGCAUGGAUGAUAAGCUUCACUGUGCCAAGGAUCUAUUUUACGACUGUGAUGAAGUACGCUCGAUUCUGGGGACAGCUGCUCCUUAUGCUGUUCCAAAGGUAAGAAAUGAGAAGUUAAUUAAUGCUGCUGGCUUCAAAACUAAAGUUACAAUUGAUGACAUCCUGGAAAUUCAAGACAUAUGGAGAAUGUCUCCAACUCCUUUCAGAGCCAGCAUCUCGCAAAUGACCAGAUUUUACAGAUUUAUUUGGAAUGAAAUAUCUACUUCAAAGCAGAGGAUUAUUGAGAAGUUCCAUUCUUCUCCUUCUAUAUUUGUUCCGUGUGAAUCUGGCAUUAGACAUGAGGAUGUGGUCUCUGGUGUAUUUUUAUCUGUUGGAGAAGUAUGUUGGCAUGAUUCAACUGGCAGUAUAAAUCAAUUGAAAGAGAUCCAUCGUCAAUGCGGCCUCAUUGCUGAGCCAUUAUGUAGCAAGACCUUGUGCGAUGUUUACCCUGGAUUUCAUGACUUCUUUGUCAAAGAAUGCAGUGUACUGGAGAUGCCUUCAUUCCGUGGCUAUCUUCGAAUAGUGCUGGAGUUAUCACGUAAUACUUUGCCUUCUUGUGCUGCUAGUUCUGUUUUCCGAGUUUUUCUUAAGUGGGCUGAUGGACUUAAAUCUGGACAAUGUUCUGAAGAUAUUCUUUACUUGAAAGAUUGUCUUACAAAGUUGGAAUUCACGGUACUUCCCACUGAGCAAGAUAAGUGGGUUUCUCUACAUCAUUCUUUUGGUCUUGUAUGCUGGAGUGACGAUGAAAAGUUGAAGAAGAUAUUUAGGCGUAAAGAUAAUAUUGAUUUUCUCAAUUUUGGCAAACUUAGUGAUGAAGAGCAGGAAGUGCUUCAAAGUAAAAUCUUGGAUUUGAUGCAUGCCUUAGACAUACCUGUUCUUUCAGAGGUUGUAACUCGUGAAGCAAUAUAUGAAGGUCGAACAGACAGUUGCUUUAAAAUGUCUUUAGUCAACUGGGCUCUUCCUUAUGCCCAGCGUUAUUUCUAUACUCUCCAUCCCGACAAGUAUCUUAAACUCAAGCAGUCUGGAUUCAAUAAUCUAAAUCAGCUUCAAAUUGUUGCUGUUGAAAAGCUGUACUACAGGAACAUCAUAAAUAGGUGUGGUGCUGCAUCUAGGAAGCAAGUUGAAUGUAACUGUCUUUUGCAGGUAAGUAGCGGAGCUUGCUUUUCUUUUUUGUUUGUUUUCCUAAUUUAUAGUACAUAUGGAUGAUUUAUUUCAAAAAAC
Carica papaya (papaya) is the source of this 5481-nucleotide messenger RNA. The record is from RefSeq and is a predicted model, not a curated record. NCBI's taxonomy places the organism in Eukaryota, Viridiplantae, Streptophyta, Magnoliopsida, Brassicales, Caricaceae.